Sesamum indicum (sesame) is the source of this 462-nucleotide messenger RNA. RefSeq lists its product as uncharacterized. The record is from RefSeq and is a predicted model, not a curated record. NCBI's taxonomy places the organism in Eukaryota, Viridiplantae, Streptophyta, Magnoliopsida, Lamiales, Pedaliaceae.
AUGGCAACUCUGCAGAAAUUCAAGCUGUUAGCCACCCAAUGCGCGGUCGCCGGAAGCCCGACCAGGAGCCCCACAGCCAGCCCUGUGAUCCACCUCCGCCGCCGGAAAACUCUCCGGAUGCUGCUCGCCCGAGGCGGAGGCGGCAGCGGGGGAAGAAGGUUGCCUCCGCGCUGCGACGACGGCUCGCCCGAUCGGAGGGGGAGUGGAGACGAAGGUAGCGCACCGGAGAAGGGGAAGCAACUGUCGGUCAGUCACAAGCUGAAGGAUUUGUUUGUGUCCUCGCCACCGGCGUUCGAGGGGCCGGUUUCGGAAAAUGUCAGGGAAGGGCUGCUGCGGUCGAGCGGCGGAGACGGCUGCCUCAGGAGAGGUGCGAACCGCCCCCUGCGGCCGCUGUCGGCGACGUUUCGACAACGGCUGUUGAGGAGAGCUUGGCGGCCCGUGCUCGUCGCCAUACCUGAGUAA